Messenger RNA from Xenopus laevis (African clawed frog), 4575 nucleotides. It is a transcript of the gene pygb.L, whose product is annotated as phosphorylase, glycogen, muscle L homeolog. Gene Ontology annotation, biological process: glycogen catabolic process; carbohydrate metabolic process. NCBI's taxonomy places the organism in Eukaryota, Metazoa, Chordata, Amphibia, Anura, Pipidae. Gene Ontology annotation, molecular function: glycogen phosphorylase activity; pyridoxal phosphate binding; 1,4-alpha-oligoglucan phosphorylase activity. The record is from RefSeq and is marked provisional. Gene Ontology annotation, cellular component: cytoplasm.
GAGCUGUGCGCAUGAUCAUCCCUCCCUCCCUCUGCACUUAUAAUAAGGGUUUGGACACAGGCAGAGCUGCUCUCACAUCUCCCUGGUAACCCCUCUCAGUCGCUACCGACAUGGCCACCCCUCUCUCAGACUCGGACAAAAAGAAGCAGAUCAGCGUCAGGGGCAUCGCCGGCCUGGGAGAUGUUUCCGAGGUCAGGAAGAGCUUCAAUCGCCAUCUGCACUUUACAUUAGUGAAAGACCGGAACGUGUCCACCCCGAGGGACUAUUACUUCGCCCUGGCGCACACGGUGCGAGAUCACCUGGUGGGACGAUGGAUCAGGACGCAGCAGUAUUACUACGAGAAGGACCCCAAGAGAAUUUAUUAUCUCUCCCUGGAAUUCUACAUGGGUCGCACCCUGCAGAACACAAUGCUAAAUCUGGGACUGCAGCAUGCCUGCGAUGAAGCCAUUUAUCAGCUGGGCCUGGAUAUGGAGGAACUUGAGGAGAUAGAAGAGGAUGCAGGUCUCGGGAAUGGUGGAUUGGGGCGUCUGGCAGCUUGCUUCCUGGACUCUAUGGCAACACUUGGACUUGCAGCUUAUGGAUAUGGAAUUCGAUAUGAAUUUGGAAUAUUCAACCAAAGGAUUAUGAACGGCUGGCAGGUUGAGGAAGCAGACGAUUGGUUGCGGUAUGGAAACCCCUGGGAAAAGGCUCGCCCAGAGUACAUGCUCCCAGUCCAUUUCUAUGGCAGAGUAGAGCACACCGCUGAAGGUCCCAAGUGGGUUGACACGCAGAUUGUUAUGGCAAUGCCUUAUGACACACCAGUCCCUGGAUACAAAAAUAACACAGUGAACACCAUGAGGCUUUGGUCAGCCAAGGCCCCCAAUGAGUUCAACCUACAAGAGUUUAAUGUUGGUGACUACAUAGAGGCCGUGCUGGACAGAAAUCUGGCUGAAAACAUCUCUCGAGUCUUGUACCCUAAUGACAACUUCUUUGAAGGCAAAGAGUUGCGGCUGAAGCAGGAGUACUUUGUUGUGGCUGCCACACUACAGGAUAUCAUCAGACGAUUCAAGUCUUCUAAGUUUGGAUGUCGGGACCCAGUUAGAACCUGCUUUGACACAUUCCCAGACAAGGUUGCAAUACAGCUGAACGACACCCAUCCUGCACUCGCCAUCCCAGAGCUUAUGAGGAUUCUAGUAGAUGUAGAGAAAGUGGACUGGGACAGGGCCUGGGAAGUCACCAAAAAGACCUGUGCUUACACAAACCACACAGUGCUGCCCGAGGCUCUGGAACGAUGGCCUGUGCACUUGUUUGAGAAACUGCUGCCCCGUCACCUGGAGAUUAUCUACGCAAUCAAUCAAAAACACCUUGAUGAAGUGGCGUCCACUUUUCCAGGGGAUAUGGACCGCAUGAGGAGAAUGUCUAUUAUUGAAGAAGGAGAUUGCAAAAGAAUCAACAUGGCCAAUUUGUGUGUGAUUGGCUCUCAUGCUGUGAAUGGAGUGGCCAGGAUUCACUCUGAAAUCGUGAAGAAUUCUGUUUUCAACGAUUUCUAUGACCUUGAACCAAACAAGUUCCAGAACAAGACCAAUGGCAUCACCCCAAGACGCUGGCUUAUGCUGUGCAACCCAGGCCUGUCCGAUAUCAUUGCUGAGAAAAUCGGAGAGGAUUUUGUGACAGACUUGAGUCAGCUGCGGAAGUUACUGGAUUUUGUUGAUGAUGAAAGUUUUGUGCAUGAUGUGGCUAAGGUCAAGCAGGAGAACAAACUGAAGUUUGCAGCCUACUUGGAGCAGGAAUACAAAGUGAAGAUCAACCCUUCCUCUGUGUUUGAUGUGCACGUCAAGAGAAUCCACGAAUACAAGAGGCAGCUGCUCAAUUGCUUACACAUUAUCAAUCUGUACAACAGAAUCAAGAAAGACCCAUCCAAGGUUUUUGUUCCAAGGACUGUUAUAAUUGGAGGAAAGGCGGCUCCCGGUUACCAUAUGGCUAAAAUGAUCAUCAAGUUAAUCAACUCCAUUGCAAGUAUUGUGAAUAGCGAUCCAGUUAUCGGUGACAGACUGAAGGUCAUUUUCCUAGAAAACUAUAGAGUGUCCCUUGCAGAAAAAGUGAUCCCCGCAGCCGACUUGUCUCAGCAGAUCUCUACGGCCGGCACCGAGGCCUCGGGCACAGGGAACAUGAAGUUUAUGUUGAACGGAGCUUUAACUAUAGGAACCAUGGACGGGGCCAAUGUGGAGAUGGCAGAAGAGGCGGGAGAAGAAAACUUGUUCAUCUUUGGCAUGAGAGUGGAAGAUGUCGAAGCUCUUGACAAGAAGGGGUACAAUGCUAGAGAUUACUAUGAUAGAAUCCCAGACCUGCGUCAGGCGAUUGACCAGAUCAGUGAUGGACAUUUCUCCCCCAGAGAACCCGAUCUUUUCAAGGAUGUUGUCAAUAUGCUGUUGAACCAUGACAGGUUUAAGGUGUUUGCUGACUAUGAAGAUUAUAUUAAAAGCCAAAAGAAAGUGGACCAGUUAUACAUGAACCCCAGGGAAUGGACAAAGAAGGUGAUCAGAAACAUUGCCUGCUCCGGCAAGUUCUCCAGUGACCGGACCAUUAGCGAAUACGCAACAGAAAUCUGGGGAGUGGAGCCAUCAGCAGUAAAGAUCCCUCCACCCAACAUACCAAGGGAGUAACAUCCCGAGGGUGCAUGUGCUCGCUGUUCUCUGCUGAUAGUUGUGUUGGUUCACAAUUAGUAUUUUGUCCACCAGUUGUAAUUAGCGCCAUUUCCCCUAUCAAAGCUUAACCUCUGGCAAAGACUUGUGUUGUCCUUAUUAGAGAUAUCUGCAGGUAACCGGCUGCUCUGAUAAAGUCCCGCAUAGAUCACUGUUCAACCGAAGCAGAUUAGUGGCUCGUCUGUAAAUUGUCCUCCUAUAAACUUGCUCAUAUAUAUAUAUAUAUACAGUAUAUACCCUCUGUUAUACAAAAGAACCUCUCAAUCUGGAUCGUUCAGAAUAUUCUGCACUCGUUGGCCUACAACUCUCAACAUCUAUGAGCUGGUUGUUGUAGUUCAGCAGCGCUGAAUGUCUUAGGAAUGACUUCCCUGCCAAUCACCACUGCCGUUUAUUGUAAGGAUAGGGCAGGGCCGGGCCAAUCAGAAUCAUGAAUAUUGUAACGGAGGGGAGGGUUUAGCAGUUGUAAAUACAGCCCAGCUACAAGGUGCUAAUGGUGCUGAGGAACCAAGACUUAUUGAUCCGAAAUAAGAGUCCCCCAGAAUGUAGUCUCUGAUACCCAAACGGCUCGUAGCACUUCUGUUGCGAGGAAAGAAGAGAACAAGCGUCUGUGUCUGUAACGUUUCAUGUCUUUGUCUUUGUGGAGACACUUUAGUGUGUGUGAUUUAUUACAAGUACUGUAUUUCUUACCGAAGAUUUGCACGUUAGCUCUAGUUUCAUUCCCUCAGCAUUGAUAACUGUGUCUCUCUGGGCUACAGCCAAUGGCCGCUGUGGAUGCUGGGAGUUGCAGUUCAGAAACAGGAGAGAGACACAGUUCAGCUAUGCCUGAUUUUAGUUAUUAUUUGAAUGUGUGUUUGCACAGAAGCUACUGAAUUCACGUCUCUGUUAUUUCACACCAGUCACUAUUUUGGACAUAGGAAGCUGCUCGUUCAUGAGAAGCAGCGAGAGGCGUCUGGAGAGAAGUAGGAAUAUUCCACGUGUGGACGAGGGGGGAGUCCCUGUAUUUUGCUUGUAUAGAAGCAGUAAAAGAAUAGAGAAUUAGACCAAUAUAGUCCUGCGGGUAACAAGAAUACUUUACUGUGGUUUUAGGGCAAAUUCUAAUUUGUGAAACUAAAAUGAUUAAGGGAAAUUGUCUCCCAUGAGAAUAACAAGCGAGACUGACAUCUUUACUGCUCUCAUUCACACGGAGGUUCAACCACUCAGGGCUUUGUACAGUAAUCCCAAUAAACCCAAUACUGACAGUUGUAAGCAGCAGUUCAUUAUUUGCACGGGAGUCAAGCACACCGGGGUUUAUUUGCCUGUUUGAGCCCAGCCAUGAUCAGCAAUGCACUACACCCCCCUACCAGCCUGAGCAUAGACAGGCGCUACUGUUAAUCCCUCGAGCUCCGUUACGUGAUUUUAUUAAUGAAUAAUUUUAAGAAAUAUAUUAUCAGCAUGGCAGCAAUGGACCACGUUGGUUUGUGUGAUUCAGAACCUGUGCAUGUCUUUCAGUACUACUGAUACCCAACUCCCCCCUCUUAUUCGACCAAUCAGUACAUUCCUUCUUCUGUAAUGCAUUGCUGAGUGGCCCUGAGCACAAAGCUUCAUCCAUAUUGAGCAUUUCAUUGGUUAGAGGUCAUUGCGCCCAAGCAGCAGGCAGGAAUGGGAAGAGACGUUGCUAUUAAAAGGAAUAUUUAUGAAAACAAUGUACUUAAUGGGCAUUAGAAAAGGAAAUGAAAGAUUUGUGAGCAAUGACUUAACCAGAACGGUGGAGUUGCCAUAGUGCUGAGUGUAUGGAGUGUGAUGAAUACUGCCUUGUAAAUAGGAAUGUCUGCACAGCACAUACAUAUUGUGUUCCCUCUGUGUGUCACGCAUUGCCCUGAGCUUCCAACGUGUAAUAAACAUUCAUCCAAUCAAA